Rodentolepis nana is the source of this 2556-nucleotide messenger RNA. Lineage: Eukaryota; Metazoa; Platyhelminthes; Cestoda; Cyclophyllidea; Hymenolepididae. The record is from the annotation of a GenBank genome assembly.
UGCAGUAAACGUCCUUUCUGCUCCUCCGUUGGUUUGAAGGCGCCGUCCGACCGACGAUCUGAACUUUUUGCGACAGCUGCUACAACUACUGUGUAAUCAGCGGAGCGAGAACGAUGCCAGGAGCUCAGAAAAUCGAGAAGAGAGAAAAUAGUUUGCGCAGCUAGUGGAUACCAGGAUUUCCAUGAGGCCGACAGAAAAGAUGAAGAAUUAUUCGAAGCUGGAUUAGUAUCGUUGUAAAACAGGAACUCCGUAGGCAAUUUAUCCGUACAUCUAUCUGAUCUAUUAUUAUCCGCCACGGUCUCCAGGAGCGAGGUGAUUUCACUUUGCAAUUUAGAUGUGCCAUCCUGGUUACCAUCGAUAAUUACUUGAAGGGCAAUUGGAUCGAGAAUGUAUCUAGCGAAUUCGGAAUCAGAAUUGAUUACCGGACCGCAAUACUUGAAUAGCUUGUGCAUCAUGGGAUUAGUAACCUAGAAGAUAUGAGUGAAUGCCAAGAAACUUACAUAUUCUUUAAGAGAUUCUGCCCAGACUCGGAGCCAGUGCCCAUAAGUAGGACAGUCAUCACGUGAAAAUAUCGGUGGGUCAACGGCUUGAUCAUCAUUUAGAGCCUCAACAAUAUACUUCGAACUGAAUAGAGGAGUGAGAAGAUCACGAAUGUUCGCAGAGAAUUUACUCCAAAGUUCCUUACCAAGGAGCAACCCAUCCGCACCUUCAAUUUUAUCUUGACCAUCCGCUGAUCCCGGAAUUUGAAACAAACGGAGAAGUUCUUGCAGAGCAAGAGCAGUCGAAUUUAAUUGCUUCGGACUGCCUGCACGCAUGUAAAUAUCGGCGAGUUCCAUGAUUAGAUCGUAAGUGAAAUUUCGUCCCCAACUCAGAGCUGCUACGAUACUGCCGGUAGGCACGUUUUGAGGAGUCUUAUGAAUCAGCGCAAGCCUAGACGGAUCGAUGGCUCCCACAGCUCCAAGCCACUUUGAAUACAGCAGUCUAAUUUCCGGAUCUGAAUCUCUAGUAAGACUUGUUAGAAGGCAGGCGAUCAGCCGUGACAGUAAAUGUCUAAUCGACAUGUAAGGACAAGAUCCAUCUGGAGCAUCCUCUUGAGUUGAUGAUGCCAUUGCAGUGGGCCGGUAAACCUUUAGAGCGCGGGCAACAAGACGCGAAAGCUGCAUCAGUCGUCCGCAGCGGUGAUGAUGAUGACGAUAUCCAUUGCUGCUUUUGGUGGUGCUGGCAUCUACGAGGGAAGCCAGAGUGUAUCGACGCACAUUACGGCUGGAAUGUUCAAGCCCACCUAGCCAUGCGGUCAAUAGAUCGACGAAGUCAUUCGGAGGGGGAAGUUCCAGCUCAUGAGGAUCGGGAUAAGCAUCACUUGAGACGCAUAAACUGAGCCACGGACAGGCUUCUUUAAUAACUGGCUGAUACUCCAAUAGACUAGAUAACUCUGGGAGAAAGAACACUUGUUUCAACGAGCUUCCUAUUUGAUCACGUCGAUUGAUAAAGAUAUGACCCAGGGCUUUUUUAACAUAAUCUGGAGCAAUGGGAAGUAGAUUGAUCAGGUUCGCUGCAAUAUCUGGAAGAAGUUCAACAAGGGAAUCUCGGUCGAGCAUUUUAAGAAACAUUGACCAUAGUUGAACAACACUCUUGGGUUCAACAAAUUUAUAUCGAAGGCAUAGUUUGAGAGUAGCGACGAACUUUGCCCGAGUUCGGGAAACAGGCUGACCUCCAACAAGGUCCAUGAAAAAGGAAAGACUUAAAAGGCACCGUCGUCGUUCCUCAAGGGGGUAUGCAUCAUCAAUCAACCGGCUAUCGAAGAAAGCUAAUAUUCCACAAAGGUUCUUCUGCAAGAAGAGACUCAACUCCUCAGAAGAUACAUAGGAUAGCUCCGCUUCGGUAUGGAACUGAGUUGAAAGUGGCUGCUGCUGGAGUAGAAGGCCAUUUAAGGGUUUCGGACCGCGAUACUUGAGUUUUAUACUGUUUAACCAACAAAGUCCAGCCAGGGCCUCAUCCCGAUGCGGAUAGAGAUUGAGGACAAAAUGAUGCAAAAGUCUGGAGAUAUCAUUCAUACGAGCCACGUUUUCAAUGGAAGUUCCGAAGAAGGACUCGAGGAAAUUCAGUGAAUUUGUUCUCUGUUCUUCCGAGAGAUUUGUGAAUAUGUAAACCAAGACAUCGGGGAGAAUGCAUAAUCGAACGAUUUUGAAGAUACGGUCUUCAUUCUCGCUACCCUCCAUUUGGUCCAGCAAAUUGUUAAUUUUUAAUUCACUUUCAUAAGUGCCAUUUACAACCAAAUGGGUGAAGAGAGGGGAGCAGAGAUCCUUCAGAACAGUAGCCUUCUCCACCUGAAAGAUUCUGCUAACAGCAUCGAGUGUUUUGACAAUACACGGCGCAGAAUGCUCGAGAACAACCUAGAAAAAUGCGGAAAAACAGUGCUCAUAAAUUCAAUUCAUUUUACUGGCCAAUUUGAAUGUCAAGUGAAUCUCAACCGGCACCUGGGAGAUUUGAUAUCUUGCUUCUCUCAGAAGUGCAACCGUUUUUAAUCCAAAUUCAUUGGAGAGAUCUUCAACCUGA